Molecule: messenger RNA, 6173 nt
Organism: Biomphalaria glabrata
Lineage: Eukaryota; Metazoa; Mollusca; Gastropoda; Planorbidae
Product: frataxin, mitochondrial-like
Exons: 5
Coding region: 94-729 (211 amino acids)
Biological process (GO): intracellular iron ion homeostasis; iron incorporation into metallo-sulfur cluster
Cellular component (GO): mitochondrion
Molecular function (GO): iron chaperone activity; 2 iron, 2 sulfur cluster binding; ferric iron binding
Source: RefSeq, a predicted model, not a curated record
ACCUAAACUUUUAUACAAGAGAGUGAAACUGAUCAGAAUGAUCAACAACCCUAACCUUGGACCACAAAUGAAUUAUCUGCGUUGCAAAUAAAAAUGAGCUUAAAUCGUAUUACGGGAUUUUGCAAAAUUGUAAAUGAAUGUCGUUCUCUUCGACAAAUGCAAGGAGUGAGGCAAUUACGUCUAAAAAAUGGUUCGGAUCAAUUGAAAAAAGAAAAACUGGCAGAAAAAAUUGUAAAUGCAAAUGUGAAAAAACAGUUUAUUUACUUGGAUUACAACAAAUGUUAUCAUGUGUCUGCAACAAACCAUUCCUCUGAGGGGCAACAUUUAAGGGCCACAGAGAUUUCCAACUCAGAGUAUGAGCGUUUGGCCGAGGAGACACUGGAUUCAUUAUCUGAGUUCUUUGAGGAGUUGCCAGAGACUGAAGCUUGCAAUGAGGACUAUGACUGUGCUUUUGGGAAUGGUGUCCUGACAGUUCACCUUGGAAGUACAGAAGGUACAUAUGUCCUGAACAAACAAACUCCCAAUAAACAGAUCUGGUUGUCCUCUCCACUUAGUGGUCCCAAACGAUUUGACUACUAUGAGGGCCAGUGGGUUUAUCUGAGAGAUGGCACAGGCCUUCAUAAACUUCUUGAAGAGGAGAUUUUCGAACUAACCGGAAUCAAAGUUGACCUCAAAAAGUGCAAAUUCUACACAUAUGGGAUUGCAGAGCGUAUGUCAAAGACUAACUGAUUCCAUACUUCUGAAAGGGACAUGUGUGUACUACAAGUAAUGAAAUCUAUGCAGCAUUGAAAUCUAGAAUAAAACUGAGUAGUCAUGCUGCUCAUGAUUCAGUUCCUAGUGAAAUUCCAGUCUUUAUUCCAUCAGUAUUUUGAACAUUGCUUUUCUUUUUUUUUGUGAAUGUUUAAAAAAAAUGAAUUCAAUAUUUACAAACAAUCCAAAACUAGUCUGCAGCCUGCUGUGGAUUCAAUUGUUCAAGCUUUGUUUCAUUUAGUCAAGUAUAUGCUGAUCAAAUUCCAAUAACUUGAUAGUUACAUUUAAAAUACUCUUAUGUCUUUCUGUUUGUAAUAAAAUUAGAAACUACAAUUUUGAAAGCAUGAAACAGUACCUAGAUAAAAUAAAUGACAGUUCUGAAAAUUUUCAUAUUGAAAUCUAUUAGGGUGGGAGAAUACUUAAAAAAAAUUUUCUUAGAUAUUUUCCCUUUUGAUUUGUAAUGCUAACUAUUGUAUUGUAGAAUGUGCUAUACAAAUUCAUUAUUGAUGUUAAAUUAAUCUUAAGGGAACAAUAGCUGUUAGAAUGAUGACAGGAUUUUAAUCAAGGAUCACCUAUUCAUGUUGUCUCUUCCUUACUGAAUAUAGCUUUUUCAUUUGCUGGAAGUUUUUUUCAUGCAAAUUUUCAACAAACAAGCAACAUCUUUCUAUACAAUUUUCUUGGUGAUGACAGUUUUUGAAACUAUUUGUAGUACAUCAAUAUGUGCCUUGUAUUAUACAAACAGAUGGCUUUGUGCCUGUACAUUAUCUUGUUUCUGAAAUCUGUGGAAUCCUUUUUUGAUCUUCUAGAAAACUGGCUUGUAUAUAGUUCUUUACCAAGUCACAAGUUGGUUUAACGCUUUGAUAACCAUCUCUCUGUUUAGUCUGAGAGCAUGUGUUUGACACCUGUGCCAGUAUUUUUUUUGCUAUGAACAUAUCAUGCCAUGUUUUAAAAUUUAUUUAUUAAACUAGAUUGUGUGCACUUGUCAGUUUGGUUGAAACGUUUAAGCAUUUUAAAGAGAUUGGAUGGUUGCCCAUCUCUUGGUUUCAAACUUUAAUGUGACACAGAUUUUUACUUAGGACUAGAAGCAUGGACAUUUCUAAAAUCCUCCUGCUCCAUUUGUGAUCUUUUGGUCAUUGCAUUCACCAUUCAGUUUUCUCAUUAACUGUUUGUUGGCUAUUAAAGUUGUAGAAUGAAACUUUACUUGUAUUGUUUUUUGUUUUUUUACUUUCAUUCUCCAGUAAGGAAUUUAGUUACCACUGCUGUCUUUACAGACUACCAAUGUGCUUUUUUUAAGAACUGAAGACAUUUCACUGCUUUUUUUGUAUUAAUUUUUAUUUAAAUUGAAAUCAUCAUUGUAUGUAGAAAUUGGGAGAAAUAAUGUAGUUAACAAAUAGGAAGAAUUGUUGGGAUUCAGUUUGUUAGUUCAAUAAAUAGUUUCAUUUCUAUGUGUUUUAGUUUAGAAUCUUUUAUUUGCCUCUUCUGAUAUUAAUUUGACAACUUGGUUGUCUUAUAAACAUGUGUCACUGACAUUAUUAUAUGAUACAAUGAUCACUCAAUAUAUUUAUUAAUAUAAAUGCAAAGUGCUUUCAGAUAAUUGAAAUUAAAGCUUUUUUUUUUUUUUUGUCAUUUUUUUUUUUCAUAAUUAAUAAAUAUUUUUUUAGAGAAACUGUAAUUUAUCAAAUUCCUUCAACUAUAGAUACUGUUUGCUGUAGACCAGUGAUGCCCAAAAUAUGGCCAGAUCCGGCCCGGGACGUGCUUCCAUCUGGCCCACAGAAACGUUAGCACAAAAUAUAGAAAAUCCCCCUUCCCCACCAAAAAACAAUAAUUUCAAAAUAUAUCUUUACCUACGUUAAGGCCCUUGCUUUUUUCUAAUGGAUUACUACCAAGGCAUUAAACAUUUGUGCAUUCAUGAAAUAGGACUAUAGAAUCUACUAGGAAAAGUGAACAGAUCUUUUCUUUUUUGUAGAACAUGAUACCAUUGCUAGCCAACAUGUUUGUUUUCAUAAAGAAAAAGUAGUUGUUUUAAAAAAACAAAACAAGAACAACAAAAUAUAAACAGAACAUACGCCAUUUUUUUUUAAGUGCAGAGAGAAAAUUCAAAUAUCCCAGUAAUUCAAUGUAAGUACUAGAUCUUCGGGUUUGAAAUAAAAUAGUUUCAGGUCAAUUUCAUUAAGUUUUUGUAUCUUUUCCAUCAUGUGGCCCGUGACACUAGUGUUGGAAAUUAAAAUGGCCUGCAGAUUGAAUUAGGUUGGGCAUCACUGCUCUAGGCCACAAAUUGUAUGUUGUCAUCAUAUUCAAACAUUUGCUAGUUUGUUUCAUUUUUUCAAAAGUAUUAAAUUAAUGCAAAGUUACAGUACACCUUUCUUUAUUUAGUGGUUGUUGUGCUCUGAACAGUGUGUAUGUUAAGUCAGGAAAACACAUUUUAAAAAAAAAUUGUUGCUGUUUAUUAGGUAGCAAUGUUAUGUUGAUCUUCGUUUUAAAAUCUUUUCAUACAUUUUUUUUGUUGAUUAUCUUCCCCUUUUUUUUUUGUUUGCAGUGUUACUUGUUUUCUGUUUUCUUUUUAAUUCAUUCAAUCUACAGACAUAUAAGUUUUGAACUAGUAGUUCAAAUGUAUUUUAUUUUGGGUCAAUAAACAAAUAAAGUUUUCCCAAUGAUAUAGAUAAAAAUAAGUAUGACUUAGAAAGUUAUCUUGAAUAUGCAGUGCAGUAAUGUUUUUCUUUCCUUUAAUCCUUUAUUAAUUUGUUUGGUCAUGUUUUUGUUUUGUCUGUUUAUGCUUCUAAGUUUCAAUGUGUCUCUUUUGACAUCUCAUACUCAUGUACUGUAUUAUAUUGUUGAAAUAUCUAGUAUACAUUCUCAUGCUUCAUUACUGAUCAAAAGUCAUUCUGGCUUCUAUUGUUGUUUUGGUUAUUUCUCAUCAAUUCCCCAGUCUUUGUAAGCAGGCACAAGUAUGGAAUAUAAAUAUAUACCAUUGAACUUGUUCAUUACAUUUUGCUCAUUGUUGUUGUUUUGUAAAGAAGGGAUAACAAUUUACUUACAAGAAUUAUCAGGUAGUAUGUGACCAAACAUUGGAUAGAGGAAUUUAUACAAGUUCAUUUGGAAUGAAAUCAAAUUUUAUGGUGACACACAAAAUGUUUGGAAAUUCACCAAAACCUGGCCAGUAGGAUAGUGAAACUGAGGUCAUUUUUAAUCUUCUAAUGGACAUUUUAAGAAAUUCUAUGAAAUAAUUAGGUUUUACAAAUAUUUUUUAAUCAGAAGCAGCUAAAAACAUAAUGGAUUUUUUUUCUAGAAACUUUAAAUGAUUUUAGUUGGCAAACUUUUUAACUUGUACAUACUUUAUAUAUUUCUUGAAGUCAAAAAAAAAUUAAUUUAUUAAUUGAAAUGUACUUAUGGACAAUAAAGCUCAAUAUUUUAUUUGGUACAUGUCCGUACCAUUUUGUUAACCCUAAUUUAUUAUUUGAGGUUUCUAAGAUGUAGAUUUUAUAGACAAGUUGUACUAAUUAUUUCUUUAGUGUUAAUAAUUCCUGUUUAUUUAUAUUAUAGAUUUACUGUGUUGGUAAGAAGAUUUUGUUCUUAUUUUUAAUACUUCUUAUCACAACUAGUCAUUGGUAAUUAGGAUGAUAAAAUAUUCAGAAUGACAAUGAGUUGAGGCACUGUUCUGGUGGAAACAUUCCUUUUCUUUAUUUUUUGUUUUUUUGUUUUUAUUUUUUAUUAUUGUAUUUAGAUUGUUGGUAGGAAAGCUCCAGGAUAUUUUAUUUUUUCUAAAUUGACUUAAAUAUUUUUGGGUAUAUAUAUAUCUACUUUCACCACAGCAAUAUGUACAAUCCAGAACUGAACACAACAAAUCAGUCAAACCCACAGGUUUAUUUUGGGUGAAUUCAAGAAGUAAAAAUGAAUUUUUUUCUUUUUGGUUUUGAAUUACACUAGCUACCUCUUCUGGUUUACUGACAAAAAUUGGCUCUUUUGAUAAAAAUAUUUUAUGUUUACAAAGGCAGUGACUAGAUGGGCUCCCAGACUUCAUAAGGUUUUUCUUCAUGUACAUUCAAUGAGCACUAUAUGAGCUGCUCAAAUCAAGUACCAAUUUACACUUAACACUGUGCAACCAAAAGUUUAAAUGUAUUUCAUAGAUGCUUAAAUUGUGACCUGUUCUAUUGUUUAUUAUUAUUUAAAAAAAAAAAAAGAAAUUCUUGUUUUGUUACUUAAAAAAGACCUAUGCAAAUAUUUUGAUGAUGAUAUUGAAGUUUAUUGUUUGUUCAGACUAUGUUUUUUAAGUAGGUCACUUUAUAAGAUGUGUAGGUCUAUAUUUUUGUUUGAAAUAAAGCUGUUGAAUUUCAUUAAGCUAAUCUUACAAACCUAUAUGAACCUGUGAAUCUAGUUUCCUCACUGAUCUAUGUACAUGUCCUACUUCCUGGAAAUCAUUUAGAGAUUGAAAAUGUUUUCAACAGUCGGUGCUCUACGUUCUUUUAAUGCAUCAAACUUUAUUGUUAUUUAGUGCACUUCAGUCAAAGUGUUUAAAAUAUUUGUUCAAGUAAAUCUGAACAUUGAAAUGUGUGAAUAUCUUGUGAGUUUGUUUACUGUAGAUUGAUGUUGAGUUGAGCCUGUCAUUGGAUGAGGUCUGGGUACAAAACAAACAAACGAGCAAAUUGUGUAUCCUGUCUUUACACUUCCAUAUAAUUGUUUUCUGGAAUCAAUUUGCAUUUUGAGUACCAUAACACUCACAAAGUUUGCAAUUUAAAACUAAAAUCUUUUUUCCAUAUCUAUUGUUUUCAUUUUACCUGUAAAAAAACAUCCAUAAAGAUUAUAUCAUUAUCUUACAUUCAAAGUAUUUUGAUGGAAUGUGGAAAUGGACACUGAUACUCUGCAAAUCUUGUUUGGCAUUUUUUUUAUUAAAGUUAAUUUUCUACAUAGCUAAUAAAAGCAUGUCUUGCUCUGAAAUAUUGGUUUAUUUAACACAAAAUUUGCUUAAAGUUAACCAUUUUCCCUCUUCUUUUCUUAAAUAAAUUUGUGUACUAUUUAUCUUUGAAUUUUAAAGAUUGGGAAGCAUUAUCUUGUGUUUUAAAAUGUAACAGCAUGAAAUGAUUGGUGUUCAAUCUGAAUUUGAAGUCCUUUUGUUAUGUGUAAAAAAUGCAAUAGUUCCGUUGUAAAAUUUCAAUUUCCUGAAUGGUAUGAACAAUUCAGAAUAAGUUAUAAAGACAGUCAUGCCAGAGCUCUUUAGCAACUAUUUAAAAAAAAAAUGUUGCAGCGUAUUGAUUUAUCUCCCUUACUCCAGGACCACAAACGAAGAAAGAUGAGUUCCACUUACCUUACUGUGCUAGUGUAAAUAAUGUGUUUCCUUGGAAUCUAUUGUCCACCAUUCAGAUGAUUAUUUUGCUAGUGAAUAUAAUUUUGUUGCAGAUAAGAAAUGAAUAAAUAUAAAAAAACGUUAA